AACCCUGGAAUGGCUACCUGCCAGAAGAUAUAUUAAGCACUGGAUGAAGCAAAUCUGCACCUACACUUGAGGGCCAGUCUCGGAUUCACGUGUCACAUUAUCAUCCAGGAGACAUGACUGUUGGCUUAUUUUCAGAAUGGAGAUGAAAGUUUCUUCUCACCUCAGGGCAAAUGUAUCAUUAUGCAUCUAAUUCAGUCACUGUACUCUAUUGCUCCUCUGUUCUGAGAAUGCAAGAGAAAAAAAGAGGCUUUUGAAGACCACCCCUGCCAGCAGACUCUCAUGUUUCAGCACCUCUGAAGAACUCAGCUUUACAAACAUGAUCCCACCAAAAGCUGGAGAGGGUUUGAACAUGGGCAUCCAGGCACACACUGUGACCAAGGUAGACAUCCCCGACUACGUUCUUUACACCGUAGGCUCCUGUGUGCUCAUUAUUGGCUCCAUUGGCAUCAUUGGAAACCUCCUGGUUCUCUACGCAUUUUGCAGCAACAAGAAGCUGAGGACACCCCAGAACUUCUUUAUUAUGAAUUUGGCUGUGAGCGACUUCCUGAUGUCGGCUUCUCAGGCACCCAUGUGCUUUGUCAACAGCCUGCACAAAGAGUGGAUACUUGGAAAUAUAGGCUGCAACUUGUAUGCUUUCUGCGGUGCACUCUUUGGAAUAACCUCGAUGAUGACUUUGCUGGCGAUUUCUAUCGACCGGUACCUUGUGAUAACCAAGCCCCUGCAAUCCCUGCGGUGGACUUCGAAGAAGCACACCCUGCAGGUCAUCGCCAUCGUGUGGCUGUACUCGCUGGCAUGGAGCGUGGCUCCUCUCCUUGGGUGGAGUUCCUAUGUGCCUGAGGGCUUGAUGAUAUCCUGUACGUGGGACUAUGUAACCUACUCCCCUUCAAACAGAAGUUACACCAUGAUUUUAUGUUGCUGUGUGUUUUUUAUUCCCCUGAUAAUAAUAUUCCACUGCUAUUUAUUUAUGUUCCUGGCCAUACGACGUGCUGGCAGAGAUGUUCAAAAGCUGGGAUCCUGCAGCCGGAAAUCCUGCCUCUCUCAGUCCAUAAGGAAUGAAUGGAAGCUGGCAAAAAUUGCUUUUGUGGUCAUCAUUGUCUUUGUCUUGUCCUGGUCUCCAUAUGCUUGUGUCACCUUGAUUGCCUGGGCAGGUCGGGGCAGCACCCUAACACCAUACUCCAAAUCUGUGCCAGCAAUUAUUGCCAAAGCUUCUGCAAUCUACAAUCCCAUCAUAUAUGCCAUAAUUCACCCAAGAUACAGAAAAACCAUCCACAAUUCUGUUCCCUGCUUGAGGUUCCUGAUACGAAUAUCAAAGAAUGAUGUCCUGAGAAGCUCCAUAAAUGAAUCAUCAUUCAGGACCUCACUCUCCAGCCAUCAGUCCCUUGCUGGCAGGACCAAAGGCACUUGUGUUUCAUCAAUUUCCACUGGAGAAGCUACCUGGAGUGAUGUAGAGCUUGACCCUGUAGAGCCAGCCCACAAGAAACUGCAACCUCACCGAAGUCAUUCCUUCUCUACAAGUCUGAGACAGGAGAAGAGAGAUCUGCUGCCAAAAACCUGCAGCUGUGAUGCUGCACCUGCAAAAAAGGUUUCACUCUCGUCCAGCUGUUUGGGAAAGGUGCUGGGGUGGCCAGUCCUACACAGCCCCCCUGCAAUCCUUGUGGCCAGCUCGCUACGAGCAGCUUCUCUGCCUGUUGGUUUGAACAGCAGCAGUGUCAGCACAGGAGGAGGAGGAGACUCAGGUAUUCCACAGAUGGCAACUCAUGAAAGUCAAAUUAAAGGAGUCCUGGGCUCUGUCAUUCCUAACGCACUCCCGCGCAUUGUCAUCAUUCCUACCUCAGAGUCCAACCUAUUUCAAGAGGAACUGGAAGAAGAAGAGACUGAAUUAUUCCCCUUUCAUGACAAAAAGGGUAAUUUGCUGGACUUGGAAGGGCUGAGCUCAUCCAGGGAGUUCCUUGAAGCCGUUGAGAAAUUUCUAUCAUAA
Messenger RNA from Calypte anna (Anna's hummingbird), 1978 nucleotides. Its product is annotated as melanopsin. The record is from RefSeq and is a predicted model, not a curated record. Bases 317 to 1978 code for a protein of 553 amino acids. NCBI's taxonomy places the organism in Eukaryota, Metazoa, Chordata, Aves, Apodiformes, Trochilidae. Gene Ontology annotation, molecular function: G protein-coupled receptor activity. Gene Ontology annotation, biological process: visual perception; G protein-coupled receptor signaling pathway. Gene Ontology annotation, cellular component: membrane. The transcript has 12 exons.